AUGUCGUCGAACCUUUUGAACCAUGAUUUCGGCUCCGAGGAUGAGGAUGAUGAUUUCAACCCCGUGAUUGCAGAUGAAUCCGAUGCCGAAGAUCCCAAGCCGGCGAAGGUAGAUCGGACUAGCAGAGAUGUUGCGAAUGAUGAAGACGAAGACGACGCUCAAAAUGGCGAAGAUGACGAAGAAGGUGGUGAAGAUGCGAACGGAGAUGAUGACGAAGAGGAAGACGAAGCGGACGAGGAGGAAGAAGAGGCAGUGGGUCGUCCGCGCAAGCGCAGAAGGGGCGGUGUCAACAAUUUCUUCGAUGAAGAGGCUGGCGUCGACGAAGAGGAGGAUGAAGCUGAAGAGGACGAGGACGAGCUGGAGUUCGGCACAGAAAUGCAUCCUGACGAUCUCGAUGCGCUACCCGUCGGUGCCGAAACAGAUGACCGCCGCCACAGACAACUCGAUCGCCAACGUGAACUCGAUGCGACAAUGGACGCAGAGAAACAGGCGCAGAUGCUGAAGGAGCGUUAUGGCCGAAACCGGGCCGCUGCAUCGGAUACACUUGUGGUCCCCAAGCGGCUGCUUCUUCCUAGUGUAGAGGAUCCCAGUAUUUGGGGAGGUCGUUGCAAGCCUGGCAAAGAACGGGAAGUCGUUUACAGCAUCCAAAAGCGCAUUGAAGAGCGCCCCCCUGGUUCUCGUAAUCCGAUUCGCAUCAUUUCGGCCUUCGAGCGUGGAAACAUUAUGCAGGGUUGGUUCUACUGUGAGGCACGCAGACAAGCCGAUGUCGUCGAUGGCCUGGAAGCUAUCAACUUUUAUUACCCCUCUCAGAAAUUGACCUUGGUUCCCGUUAAGGAGAUGCCCGAUCUUCUCCGAGUCCAGAAGUCAGAGGAUCUCAACCCCGGUGGAUGGGUCCGAAUCAAGCGUGGCAAGUACCAAGGUGAUCUGGCUCAGAUUGAAGAGGUUGAGACCAAUGGUCUUAACGUGACUGUACGACUUGUUCCUCGACUCGAUUACGGUAUGAAUGAUGACGCAGCUGCGAUCGUUGAUCCCAAGCGUAAGCGUGGCGCCGCAAGUGCCCCCCGCCCUCCACAACGCUUGUUCAGCGAGUCAGAGGCUAAGAAGAAGCACGCAAAAUACCUCUCGAAUACCGCGGGUUUGGGUAGUAAGUCAUGGAAUUACCUCAAUGAUAACUACAUUGAUGGUUUCCUUAUCAAGGACUUGCGAGUCCAGCACUUGAUCUCCAAGAAUGUGAACCCGCGACUGGAAGAGGUCACCAUGUUUGCCCGUGGAGGAGAGGACGGCGCUGCGAACUUGGAUCUCGCGUCGUUAGCCGAGACACUAAAAAAUUCAACUGCGGAAGAGGCAUACCAACCAGGUGAUCCUGUGGAGGUGUACCGAGGUGAACAACAGGGCUUGAUCGGCCGUACAGUUUCAAUCCGUGGUGAAAUUGUCUCAUUACAAGUCACCGAGGGAGAUUUGGCUGGUCAGACAAUCGAUGCCCCCGUACGAACCCUUCGCAAACGUUUCAGAGAGGGUGAUCAUGUUAAGGUCAUCGGAGGUAGCCGUUAUCAGAACGAACUCGGCAUGGUUGUCCAAGUUAAAGAUGACACCGUUACCUUGCUCAGUGAUAUGAGUAUGCAAGAGAUUACUGUCUUCAGUAAGGACCUUCGUCUUUCCGCUGAGAUGGCAGCCGACGGUCAACUUGGUAUCUACGAUGUCCAUGACCUUGUUCAGCUUGAUGCUGCCACCGUGGCUUGUGUUAUCAAGGUUGAUCGCGAGUCUCUGCGCGUUGUGGAUCAGAAUGGCUCUGUUCGCAAUAUCCUUCCUACUCAGAUUGCCAAUAAGCUGGUUCCUCGUCGCGAUGCUGUUGCCACAGACCGCAAUGGUGCAGAAAUUCGAAACGGUGAUACUGUUCGUGAAGUUUAUGGAGAGCAGAGAAAUGGUGCUAUCCGACAUAUCUACCGGUCUUUCCUCUUUUUGCACAACAAGGCUCAAGCUGAGAAUGCAGGCAUUUCUGUGGUGCGAACAACAAACGUCGUCACUGUUUCUGCUCGAGGUGGCCGCCCUACAGGACCAGAUCUGACCAAGAUGAACCCUGCCAUGGCUCAGCAAAUGCCAGGCGCCGGCCGCGGCGGUGCGAUGGCUCCCCCACAGCGUGGUCGUGACAGGCUAAUUGGUAAGACUGUGACAGUUCGCAAGGGCCGCUACAAGGGUCUAGUCGGUAUCGUCCGAGACUCCGAUGACAGCACUGCUCAAGUUGAGCUUUACACAUCAAACAAACCUGUUCUCAUUCAAAGAGAUAUUUUAACCCCGAAAGAUCCCAUUUCCAAACAGCCUUUGGACGUGGGCCGUGGAAGAGGCUCGCGUGUUCCUCAUGGAGGUGCUUCCCAAGGCCGAGAUGGGUGGCAAGGUGGCCGCACUCCUAUGGCUUCUGGCGAUUCUUCCAGGACUCCAGCCUGGGGCGGAGCAGCGUCCUCACGGACCCCAGCUUGGUCUGGUGCCGGUGGUGCCGGUGGUUCCCGUACUCCUGCCUGGAAGGGCGACGGAAAUCGGACUGCCUAUGGAGAUGGAAAUCGCACCGCCUAUGGCGAUGGAAGCCGCACUGCUUACGGUGGCUUGGGUAACAGAACCCCAGCAUGGAACUCUGGAUCUCGCACUCCAUACGGUGACUCCGGCUCUGGUGCUGGCUCCGGUUCGGGCUAUGAUGCCUUCGCUUCUGGAUCUCGUACCCCAGCAUGGGGAAGCGCAGGCGCUGGAAACCGAACUCCGGCCUGGGGUUCAGGUGGCAUGUCCAACAACCGAGACCAACGUGAUUAUGACGAUGCCCCUACACCUGGCGGUUACUCUGCGCCAACACCGGGCGCCUAUGCUGCUCCCACCCCCGGUGCAUCUGCACCAACUCCAGGCGCAUGGGCCGACAAUGCUCCCACACCGGGUGGAGCUUUCAGCGCGCCUACUCCCGGUGAUAUCCCCAAGCGUGGCUACGAAGCUCCCACUCCUGCUGCGUACGAUGCACCGACACCGGCUAUGGGAGGUGCUGCUGCUACACCGGGUGCAGGCUAUGGCGACGACGAUGCUGGGCCACGUUAUGAUGAUGGCACACCCAGCCCGUAA
Molecule: messenger RNA, 3096 nt
Organism: Penicillium verhagenii
Lineage: Eukaryota; Fungi; Ascomycota; Eurotiomycetes; Eurotiales; Aspergillaceae
Gene: spt5
Product: transcription elongation factor spt5
Exons: 4
Coding region: 1-3096 (1031 amino acids)
Biological process (GO): regulation of transcription by RNA polymerase II; regulation of DNA-templated transcription elongation; transcription elongation by RNA polymerase II
Cellular component (GO): DSIF complex
Molecular function (GO): protein binding; mRNA binding
Source: RefSeq, a predicted model, not a curated record